CCAGAUUUACGCAGUUUCUCACCAUGUCUGCCAACACGUCAUCCCUUUCUGCUCGCCACAGAACGUUUACUUUGUUUCCACUUCGAUAUGCCAUAGCAGCGAUGGGUAUACUGGCAAUCUUUGCCCAGUAUGUAUUAAAGGUGACUCUGUCGGUGGCUCUUGGUGGAAUGGUCAAGCACGUAGCUCAGGAAAGCUCGGCGGCCGAUGAAACUUGUCCUCUGCUGGGCACAGCAAACACUACUUUGACAAACAAUGAGGAAGGAGAAUUUGACUGGGAUGAUGAGAUGCAAGGUUACAUACUGUCCUCCUACUACUACGGGUAUGCAGGAGUGAACAUAAUCGCUGGUUACCUGGCUGCCCGGUACAGCGCCCGUUGGGUUUUCAGCCUAGGACUGCUCGCUGCCGGUAUUUUCACAGUCGUGGGUCCUAUCUGCGCCGAUGCUGGAGCCUUGGUCUUCAUGGUAACACGCUUGCUCGUAGGAAUAUUUUCAGGUGUUAUCGUACCAGCAAUGCACGUACUGUUUGGAAUAUGGUUCCCUGAAAACGAGCGACAAAGACUGGCAGGGCCAAUUUUCUCAGCGUCGUACUUGGGCACCGUUAUAUCAAUGGCAUCGUCUGGAACCAUUGUGAAGAAUCUGGGCUGGUCCUCUGUAUUCUACAUUUUCGGCGGCAUCGCAAUAGCUCUAGUGAUUCCAUGUUUUUACUUUAUCUACGAUGAGCCUGAGGCACACCCUAGGAUCACAGAGAAAGAAAAGGACUUUCUUUUGACACACACUGGUAGAGAUCUGAAAGGAAGCAAAGAGAACAAGGAUCUUGAAAAGGAGGAUGAAUUCAUUCGAAACCCGUGGCCUCUUAUCCUGACCUGUCCUGCAAUGUGGGCGCACAAUAUACUUUCAAUUGGAGGGGCGUGGGUCAACUACACCCUGCUGUCUGAGUUGCCAACCUACAUGCAAAACAUACUUCACUUCGACAUCGACGAGGCUGGCCUCAUCUCAGCUCUGCCUUAUCUAUUUUGUUGGAUGAGCUGCAGUGUCUACAGCUUCCUGACAGAGAAAUUAACACAGAGAGGCGUGCACCUUAUGACUGUCUUCAGAAUAUGGAACGCUGUAUCUUGCAUCGGGCCUGCGAUCUGCCUCCUGGCGGUGACUCUCAUCAACUGCGACGUACCGUCCAUUGUCACGCUGUUCGUCUUCACCAUGGUGUUCCGCUGCGCCAUAUACGGCGGCCAGUACGUCAACCACAUCUAUCUGUUCCCAAGGGCCUACGGAAGUGCGGCUGGCUUUAACAUGACUCUGGGGAACUCCACAGGGAUCAUCACUCCGAUAGUCACCAGUGCGUUUGUAGCAGGCCGGCAAACAAUACAGCAGUGGAAAUACGUCUUCUACCUGGCCAUGACAUUAUCAGUUGUACCGUACUUUCUGUUCCUCAUUUUUGGAUCUGUUGACGAUCAAGAAGUUAAAUGGGAAGAGCGCAGAGAGAAGAAGAGGAAACAGAAGCUGGCCUCAUAGGUAUAAUUUCAAAUUGUGCCGACACUGUGUGAUGCAUACGAGGUAGCAAAACACAGCCGAAAGCAAUAAGAAACUGGUGUACCUCUGCCCACAUGCAUGUAUUGGGAGGAAUUCAGUUACGUCAUAAGGACGCUUUCAAUGCUCGGAGAUUGAGUAUGGAUCAGUGCACAUGAAAAGCAACAAUUUAUGACAAUCUUUGUUGUUGUUUUAUGGUUCUGUGAGUCAGAACUCUGUUCCUGCAAAUGUUACAAGCAGAUGAACAGCUCAAGAAGGAUGUGAUAAGCAGUGACAGAAGAGAAUGUGUGCAACUGACACACCAGUACGUCUGGCAUGUUUCUUAAUACUAGAAAAAUGUUCCUGAA
This is a messenger RNA of Schistocerca americana (American grasshopper), 1870 nucleotides long. Its product is annotated as sialin-like. Gene Ontology annotation, biological process: monoatomic anion transport; transmembrane transport. The record is from RefSeq and is a predicted model, not a curated record. Bases 24 to 1508 code for a protein of 494 amino acids. Gene Ontology annotation, molecular function: transmembrane transporter activity. The transcript has 9 exons. Lineage: Eukaryota; Metazoa; Arthropoda; Insecta; Orthoptera; Acrididae.